This is a messenger RNA of Brassica rapa (field mustard), 27226 nucleotides long. RefSeq lists its product as uncharacterized. The record is from RefSeq and is a predicted model, not a curated record. NCBI's taxonomy places the organism in Eukaryota, Viridiplantae, Streptophyta, Magnoliopsida, Brassicales, Brassicaceae.
AUCUGUACCUCCAGAUCUCUUAUGAUACCUCCUGAUCGUUUUUCUGAAAGAUCCACGAAGGUGAAGGAUUCUGUUGAAUAUAGAUACCUCCUGAUCGUUUUUCUGAAAGAUCCACCGGGACAAGGCACGACCUCUUCUAUAAAUAUAGGUUUCUAAACCUAAAAGGAAAGGCCAAGACGUCCAUAACAAGAGCUCACCAAUUUUACAGCCGCCAAGGCAAGAUUCUACACAUAGAAGACCUUCUUCUCGGACAAGCCUAGGGGAGGCUGAUCCUGACGGUUACUAUCGACCAGAGGAAGAUAUAUGCUCCCUGCAGCACGUCUACAACUCUACUGACUGGCUGAGGCCACAAUCUCCAGCUCAUCAGAAAGGUCCAUCCAUGCUCACUGAAACACAUCGACGCUCCAUGCUCACUGCAGCAUAUCGACAGGUUUACCAUCUGUUCGGGCUAUGUGCCCUCAAGAACGGAUGACUCCAACAACCUACAGAGCUACGUGCUCCCUAGGCCAUGUGCCUCCAUUAAGGCUAUGCUCCUCCAACAGGCUAUAUGCCUCCAUCAAGCUACGCAUCCAUCUAGGCUCCGUGCCUCUACAUACAUGAACUACGAACGGCUUGAUCCCUCACUGAAGGAUACGUAGGCAAUCCCCAUUGGAGGAUGCAGCUAUAAACCCAAACACCUUUCAUGGUUCCACCCCUAGACGCUCAGGGACCGCCCCUGGUGGUCGGAACCAUCAACUACAGAUCAGGAGGCAUCCAAGGACUGACCCUGGAGUCGGGACCAUCAAUUGCAGAUCCAGAAGUCCAUGCGAUCGUCACUACAGACAGGCGGUUCCUGCCUAACAGCCGACCUUUCUUACUGCUACUAAGGCACUAACGACAUAUACCAGCCCAUACCCGUAUGGCCCUACCCUCAGAGCAGGAUCUCCUGGCUUAUCCACGACCGAAGCAGGCGAAAGUAUCACGGCGACCAGUAUCCUUCUUCCUAUCAUUCCGUAGUGCUGAGCACGAAUCACUUGUACACAAAAAUCCACUAACAUAGGCUUUCUCAUAUUGAUUACAGAACCUCAAAACCAGUCAACCGAACAACUGCCUUGUUGCAAUUUAAUUUACCUACCUUAUUGAUAAACUGUUUAAGAUCUUUUGUGUGCCUCAGCUCCUUGUAGAUUUGAUCCCUAACUACUACAACUCGGCCUCUUUUUUGAGAGAGUACAAACCACUUAGGAUAAUUUGAGUGAUAUCAACAUGUUCCCUUGAGUAAACUUGGGAAUAAAGUAUGUCCCUUCGGGGUCCUACACCGGGUCCAAGGAUCUAAUCAAGCACCACAACGCUCACUGAAGCCAACAACGUCUCUUCAGAUGGCUUCUACAUCAGCCCAAGGGACACUUCCAGGCCCGAGCCCUGCAAGAUCAUCUCCAAACAUGUCCAAUACCUACUAUAUGCCCCAGUCAAUCUAGAGGAAUCUAGGGUUCCGCCAGGUUCGAACACGGUCCAGGCCUAAGAAAAACCUGGAAAAUGGAAAAACUGGAGCAAUAUCCUGCCUAAGGAAAGCCUACUGAGAUAGAGAAACUUUGGUUAACUCAAGUGCACAGGUUAUCUACCGAAUUCGAUGACAAACUGGAGAAAUAUGGGGCAAACUGUUGGGUAAAAAUACUCUGGUAUAAGAAUUCCCCAAGCCUCGGGCAGGACACCAGCCUCCAGGUUCCUGUUAGAAAAAAGUUUUGGUUCCUACCCUUGCUUUCGUCUGCGCCUCCGGGUAAAAUGGAAUUUUUCUACUUAGGAGAUUCUUCCAUAUUUCCGAAUAUGGAUGAGUUUAGCCUACUUAAGCGACAUCUCCACGACUAAAUAAGGGGAGCCCAUACCCUAGAAUAAGGGAUAGACAUUCAGAGACUAAGAGAUUAGAGUUAGGCAGCUAGAACUAGGGUUUACACACCAACUGUUGUAGUUCCUUCUCAUUCAAUCAAUAAAACAUCUCUUUGCUCUUUAUUCUUGCUUGUUUUCCAGCUCUUCUAUUGUUCUAUAGUACUCACAAAGAUCCUACACAAAAAUACCCUAACUCUUGUCUUUCCAGCUCAAGUUUUUAUUUUUUUAUUUAUAGUCCGUGGUGACUGUUUUGCGAUUUUUUUUAGGAUGGAACUUUCAUCGACGAAGUAGUUUAUGCUGGAAAGUUUAUUUCCAGAAAUCUGCAAGGUCUCGCAUUUUUCCGAGAAAUGUGUUCUUUCAAGUAAACCGGAUUUUAACGUUCUCAUAACGUGUCUAGAGGAGUAUCUGCAUUGGCCUGAAGGUCAUGUUUUUAGAUUGUGGCCGAGAAAUGUUUUUAGCUUGUGCGAAGUUUGUUUGAACGUUUGCCGAAGAAAAGUAGUUUUGAGCCUGACGUAAACCUUUCGGUUUGUGAUCGAUGAAAUUGGACCGAGAGGUCGUGUAAGAUAUUCCCCGGGAAGAAGCGUUUUCCUUUGUGAGGACUUCGGUCUUUCAAGAUUUGUUUGUGUAAUUUUGUAAAAAAAAACAUUUUGUAUAACUCGGAGAGCUUCUUUUAAGUGAAUUGUUUUCAUAUGCCGCUUUUAUGUGCGAAAAUUUUGUGGAAUUAGGAUGCUUUAUGAAGCGUGUAGAGCUUUGAUUGAUUGACAAGUAGUUCUGAUCUGUGGAUCAUGUAUUCCGUUAACAGUUUGGUUCUUAGGAAUAAUUUUGUUAUGGAGACUUUACCGUAUGAUCUCCGUUUUAGAUUAUAUGAAAGUUGUUUGCUUAGUUAUUGUUGUGUGUUUGGACAAAUCAUAGAUUAUGGUUUUUCCGUUUGAUGUCUCUAAUAGAUUGUGUCGUAUAAGAGUUGGCUAGGCGUUAGAGCCAAAACGCGUUUUCUUAUUGCCGAAAUGUUUUUAAAAGUAUCAAGUACAUAGAAGCAAAUAUUAUAAACGUGGGAGUAUAUGAGUAUAUGUAUAUGUACCCACUCGCCUCCCUCCCCUCUUUUUGAGAGGGGAAAAGGUAAACAUGUCUUUCGACAAGUUGCUUAUGUAUCCCUUUCGAGGAUCAAGUCAUCAAGUAGUUGAUUGUGUUUCGGUGAGGGAUUAACUCAGUUGGCGAAGUUACAUCGGCUAUUUUACUCGUGUCGACUAAUCCUGGGUCGGUGGAUUUUUCCAGUGUUGAGCAAACCGAGUUGUCGAGAGCGUUGGGCUAGGAAACUUGUUUGUUCCUUUGUUUACAGCCACUUCCUUAGUUGACAAUUCUUGUUCAUCCUUUUUGAAACGUGCUCAACUAUGGGGUGAUUGAACGACGUUUUUUGUGUGUUUGUGGUUUGCCGUAGGUGAAGUCGCGUCUUUAUGCAGAUUGUGUUCGGCUAGGAAACAGAGGCGCAACUGUUUUUGGCAUUCCUAUAUCUUCUCAAUUCUGUGUGGACAUAUUUAUUUUGGAGAAUUCGCGGGUUUCUUCUAAAGAGUUUGUCACAUGUUUUUUUAUUACAAGCUUCACGGAAGCGGAAUUUUGCUGGGAGAGUAUCGAUAGAUAUCAUAACUCAUAAUAUAGAAGGAGGAAGAACAGAGGAGGUUCGAAAAGGGAGGAUAAUGUGAAAGUGGCCGGUGGAGAAAAAAAUCUGAAUUAAAAGAUUUAUUUGAAGACUCGGCUUCAGAAAAAUGGUUUUCAGUUAAGAGUAUCUUAGCUCAAGAACACUCCCAUUUUCAUAAGUAGCCUAUGAAAAUUUGAUUCCUAUAUUCUAAGAAGAGCCGGUGUUACGAAUUUAAUGACUUGAGGCGAAAAAAAAAAGUUAACAACAUUUUGGGAAGAAAAAGAAAAAAAAGUAAAUAAAAAGUUUCUGGGCCACUAGUAGCCUCCAUCUUUGGUUGUUUAACAUAUCAUGGAUUACUGAUUACCGCUAAGCAAAUAAAAACUAAUAUUAAUAUGUGGCAGAAAAUAAUUGAUAAAACAAAAGGCUGGAAGCAUUUUUUCCUUUGCUUCGACCGCACUGCUUCUAUGCUUGUAUGUUGUUGAAAAAGACGUCAUGAGUCUUCUCUCUUAAUUACCAUGAUAUGAAUGAAUGUUUUACUGUCAUUAUGAAAUUGUAGUUUUUUCAUACUUCAAGAUUUACGUAACACUCCGAACCGGCUAUGGCAAAUAGGCCUUCCACGUCCACUCACUCGGCCUAUGGAAACGGACUGUGUGUUAACUCUUUGGAGGCUGGAAAGACUUGUUCACUGAUCCUACAAUUGCCACAUAAUCUUUCUCCACACUUUGGUUUCGCUAGCAAAUAUCGUGAAUUACAACCACAUAGGUUACCCAUCUUUCUAUUAGUCCAAUUCAAGCAUUUUAAUUUCAGAAGUUCUAAAUAGAUUGGUGACCGGAAAGUUAAGUCCACUUUGGUGACAUAGGUAGGCAAAUAAAUUAUUUUUUAAGUUUUCCGUAUAUCACAAACCGGAAUGUUAAAAUUCAUCCCAUUUCAGAGAACGCAACGUCCUUGUUGCACUCUAUGAUCGUUAUCCACUUUAGUGUGAGCCCUCACAUGACUUCACACUCGUCUGGGUUUGGCUCUGGAUACGGCUAAUGGACCUCUCAUGUCCGCUCAUUCGGACCGUAGGCCCCAUUUUGUGUGACCGGUGGUGCAUUAAUUUUUCGAAAGUUAGAAAGUCUUGUUUUGCUGACCAUGCAAUCACCACAAGACCUUGACACGUGUUUUAGUCUCACUCACAUGAUACUACAAAUGAUUUUUCGGUAAGUUAACCAUCUUUUCAUUACUCCCACUCAAGCAUGCUUAACCUUGAAGUUCUAAACGGAUGUGUGACCAAACAGUUAAGUGCAUUUUAGUGAUAAAGUUAGUCAAAUCAAUUUUUUAAGCAUUUCCAUAUAAUCAAACCGGGAUAUUAUAAUUUAACACCUCUCAUAAAACGCACGUCCUCAUGGCGCCUCUAGAUCUUUACCCAUGUUAGUGUGAGCCUACAAAUGACUCCACUCUCGACUAGGUUCAGCUCAGAUAUCACUUGUAACGAUCCGGCAGCUACAGUAAUUGACCUCCCACACACGUCCACUCAGCUAGUGGAUUUUAUUCCAUGCGAAUGUGCAUUAAUUUUUCAGAGGCUGGAAAGACCUGGUUACGGUCUGAAAUCAACUCAUGACUUUCUCUGUGUUUUAAUCUCACUUACACAAUAUCACAAAUUACUUUCCGAUAAGUCAUCCAACAACGUUUAAUUCAGGAGCUUUAUAUAAACUUGUGACGGAAAAAAUAAAUACACUUAGAUGAUAUAGAUGACCAAACCAAUUAUUUUUUAAGAUUUUUCAUGUAUUACAAACCGGGAUUUUUUUUUCGACGAAAGGCUUUACAAACUGGGAUGUUACACUUUUUUUUAUUAAUCAAUCAGAGUUACAUAGUUGAGGAUAGCAUAAAUCUAUCAGCAUCUAGGAGCUGGUGUUCUUACUCAAUUUUUAAUUGUUUACAAUAAGUUCCACAAUAAUUUGUGAAUAACCAUAUCUUUUGAAAGUUUCUAUCAUUUUGAUAUUUAAUCGAAACAGAGUACCCUCGUUUUAUAUUAUGUCCCUAAAAGUCUAUAUAGCUUAAUCGCUUAUGAAAAUUCUAUUUUGUGUAGAUCAACAUCAUUUUUGAUAUUUUUAAAAAGAAAUUCAUGAAAUUUUCUAAACUUGACUUUUUCUCAGAACAGUUUCAUAUUGUUUUUGUAUAAUACUUUUGAUCUCCCAACGUUCUUGAACGGGUCCAAGUCCACUACUCCUUCCUCGCAUGUCCUUCCCCUUCCAUCUCUCUCUCUCUGUCUCAAAAUUUCUUUUAUCUCAGAGAUGCUUCGAUGGGCUCAUUUAACUGCAGGGAUUCUCUCCAUUGUCAUCCUGUCUUCACUCCUCGCGGUCUUCCUCCGCCGCUGGUGCUGUCUCCGGAGACCAGAGGACUCCACUGCCCAUAACACGUCUAGCCCCAUUCGGCGCGAUAGCUUUCAGGCUAGAAUCUCCAAACUCCACCAAACCAGCCUCAGUCACCAGUUAGAUAUAUCCGACAUGAAACGCAGAGGAAGUAUAAACAAUUCUUGCGUCUCACGUAGGGCCACGGGCGGAUUGCCAUCAAAAUCUGGUCUAUUUAUCUGGACAGACCAUCCGGCUUUGGUGACAGAAGCGGUUGAGAAUGGGUGGACAGGGUUCGGAUUCGCUGUCCAUACAUCAACUCGUUUUGUGAUUGGAGCCUCUCCGCGACCUGCUCUUCUAGGGCUUUCCACGACAGCUGGGAGCGAUGAUCCUGGUGUAGUGAUCACAUGGGAAGUUUCAAACGGUUCCGAGGAUUUCACACAGAAGAUCAAGUUUAAUCAAGUAUUUAGAGAGACAAUUAACGGGAAAACCCCAUUGAUGCUUCUCCGAGCAGCUCUACCGCUUCCCGGACCACAACUCAUAUGCUCUGCUUUUCCACAGGAGGCUUACUUUGAAAUCACACUUCUGGAGAUCAUUGGCCGCCGCGGUGUUGUUAGUGACGUAUGCAGUGACCCUGCAUUAGUGGAAGGUGAAAAAACUAUGUUGUUCAAGAGCCAAGGACCAAACCCCGUGACAAGAAAAAAAAAGGAUGGGGAAAAUGAAGAAGCCCUUUUGUCUCUAGGACUAGGGACUGGUGGUUCCGUUGAGGUCAGCGAGGCACAACUGCCCGGAAAGUUCCCCGCUUCUAUUGGAUUUCAAUCGGAUGGCGCUGUAUAUCUUGAUGGAAUGAAGUUGGUUUGUGAAUCAGAGAAAUAUGCGUGGGCGAAGGAAAAGAAGGUUGUUGGAUGUGGUUAUGACCCGAGGAAGAAGAAGGUUUACUUCACAGUCAACUCACACUUGGCUCACGUCAUUAACUGUAAAGCAGACGAAUUUGGGACACCUCUCUACCCCAUUCUAGCUUCCAAUACAGAGGCCACUAUUUUUAUUAACUUGGGGCAAUCUCCAUUUUAUUAUGGCCCGGCAAACGGGCAACGCACAACGAACCCGUGCCGUAGUGCUGUGGCCGGGCUUGAGGACAGCAAAGAAUUGUUUUCCAUUGGGAGAUUAGAUUCCCAGUAUUUAAGAAACUUCUUCAUAAACAGAGGAAACAGUGAGAUGAUUGCAAGCGGGAGGACCAUUGUGGGACAAAGCCAUAGACGUAAGUUGGACUAUGACGAAGAAUCCGAUGCUGAUCUUUUUGAAAUUGCGCUAGAAUUUUCUGGUAAACCAAAUAUUGCCAAGUUGUAGCAUUUAUACGAAGAACAUUAUCUCAUCUUGAAUUGUUUCCUUAUUGUACAAAUAAUUUAUGAAUCCAAGUUCAUUCUAUUAAUGAUCAAUUAUACACUCGUAUAAAUCAUUAUUAUCAUAUUAUCAGUACUAGAGACUUUUUCCGGGCUAUGUCCGAAUUUUUUGUAUAUAUAAAAUAAAUUUCGAUGGACUUUUUUAUAGUAUUUAAGUAUAAUAUAAUAAUUCAUUUGCCCAAAACUCCAGUCUGAGAGUAUUUUACCGAAUUGGACCACUUAUCUAAUCUUGAUUGGAGCUGUUGAAGGCUACAUAACAUGAAAUGGAUUGUUGGGAGAGGAAGACGGUUUUAUUUCCUCUGUUACGUUUUUUUCAUCAAAAAUGUUUUAGUUUUUAUAAUUUAGAAAUAGUUCACUAAUAAACUAAUUUGAAUAGUGUUUAAUUUUUGAAGUGUAUUAGUUGAAUUGGUUAUUAAGUAACUGAAAAUUGUUUUUAGUUACACUGAAAUAAUAAAAUUUAUUUAAAAUUUCAUAUACUUUAUUUUCUUUUAAUUUAAGUACGUUUUGUAAGCUAAAAGUACGUUUGUUUGUUAAAUUUUUGUCUUAAAAUUUUGAUUAUUUAAGUUUAGUUAAAAAUUUUCUUUGUUGUGUAUUUUUAUAUAUUCAUGUAAUGGUAUUGGGGAAGGUAAAUAUGAUUUCACAUAUUAGUUCAAACUCCAGUUUUACAUUUUUAAUGUUCUUAGACUAUGAAUUUCUAUGGGAUAUGUAAGUUACAAUUAAUUAGCAGGAUAUUAGUGAUUGAUAUAAUAUCUUUGUGAUUCCAUUAUAUGUAUAUUUUAUCUUUUUAUAUAUAUUUUUUUUAGUUUUUGGCUUAUAUUUGGAAUAAUAAGAGUAUAAUUCCAUACUUCUAAUUUUAUUUGGCUAAGUUAGGCCUCUGUUGUUGAGUUGCUUGUGACAUAGGGUCACUUCAAGUUUUUAAUUGGCCAAGUGGGUCGCUGCAAGUUUUUAUUGUCGAAACGGACCGCUAGGGGGGAGAGAAAUAAAUCGGUGACGAAUUUGGCCUUAUGACCCGUCAUGUUAUGGGCCGUGACCCAUGAAACUCUUGAAAGUGACCCACACCAAAAGACCCUAAGACUUAGCGACCCAAGCGGCCCAGAAGUUUUCGCACGUGUGAGGUCGAGAUUUUUUUUUUUUUUUUGGCUGAUCGGUAACAAAGGUUAAAGGUAAUAUUAACCUUUCCUUUUCCCGCCGUUUACUGUUUUCUGAUAUUUGUGGUAAUAUUAAUUAUACUAAUAUGUUAUAAAACGCUAACUGGGUAAUGGUGAGAAGCAGCUAAGAACUGGUGUACAACUAAAAGAAACAACCCUACGAUAAGAAGAUAUUCCCAUCCUCUGAGGCCGUCGAUGCUUAUCCACCGUAACUGAAAAGGAUGGAAACAAUUAGCAGUGGUCGGAACGUCGGGUCAAGUAGUGGUGGCACAGGCAGUAAGGAAAUCAGGACCAACACCGGCGAAGGUACAGAGUUUGAGCUCUAAGUUUCUGUAUUUGUUUUUACAAUUGUGUGCUUCCUCUAUUUGGCAAAUGACCCUAACGGGUGCUCAUGCUUGGACCGUAGGUCUGUGUAAUUCUUGCAUUGUGGUUAUGGCUGGGAGGUGGAUAAUGUUUGACAAUGGAGCUUGGGAUUUCAAGAUAGACAAUGAUAGAAUGGGUAGAGCAGUCGAUUCGUCCAGAAUUAGAGGUGCUGAGGAGUUAAAAACGUGUAUUCUAGCAGCGUAUGGGCUUUUGGGAAGGGAAGUGUCAGCCGAGAUGUCGUAUUGGCUAAAUGAUGGAGAGAGUGAAAUGGUGGGCCUAGUGGCUUCUCCCGUCGAGAUAGCAACAGACAAAGAUUUCAGGAUUUUCAAGGCCCUUCACCGGACAGACAAAUCCGUCAAUCUCUUCAUAACAUUAAGAGAAAGUGUUGGAGGAGAAAUGAUAUUUCUAAGGUCGGAAUGAGUAAUACGGGUCCAAAUGAAUGCACCCGUUCGACCUCCUGAUGAAGAUGUUGCUUUUUUGAUGGAAGUUCAGCAAAUCGAAGAACGCUACAAACGCAACUCUCAGUCUGGCGGCAUGGUUGCGACGUCAAAGGGCCAAGACAAAAGCGGAGAAACUCUUGACGACGGGAGUGGGGCUAAUUCAGAGAAUUGCGAGCAAGAAAAGGGGAAUGUUUAUGGAGAUGACUUGGCAGUGGAUAAUAGAGAGAAUAAGGAAGAAAAAGUCGAAGAAGGAGACGCAGUAAAAACGGCGUCAGAUAAUCUGCCUCAACAAAUCUGUCUCAUAGAAGAUACGAGAAUGCUAAGUGUUGAACAGGUUUCAGUGGAGAAUGGAAAUAAUGGAGGAGCUCACGAAAAUGUUUCUGCAGAAGAUGAAGGCGAUGAUAGCGAUUACGACUACAAUGACUGGCAUGAUUAUUGUAGAAACGAUUGCGUGACGGACGACGACGACGAUUUUGUAGAAGGUCCAGGCAAAGGAAGAAGUGGUGGACAGUCUGGUGGUAAGGGUAUUCGGCGUCCUGGCGGUAUUGGUGGAACAGGGGCUGCAAAAUUGGCGUGUGGUAAGAAGCAACGAUCACGUGGAGGUGGAUAUAUAUCCAAAAAUAACGAUUCUUCUGUGGAAAUCACCGAUCUAGCAAGAGAUCUUGGAUCACCCUCCAGAUUGGACACAUAAGUAACAGAGACCGAGGUAGGUGUUGAUGUUGUUCUUGUGACGCCCCCUCAAUCUAAAAACAAACACACCCGGGUGACUGAAGAUAAUGAUGAUGAUACUGUUGUUGACACUCCUAUUCCCCAGCCGGCCGCAUUUCAGGGUGAAGAAGUAUUGACGAAAGCCGGAGAUAAUGUGAGUGGUACUUCUACAGACGUUGGUUGUGCGCCCAAUCAAGCAACAGAGGCCGUUGAAAGUGGUGACAUAUGUCUCGAAACUCCCCCAAAAAAUAUAACGCGCACAACCGUGAGCUCGAAGAUAAGGACAAUGUUGAUCCUCCUGUCACCGCAACUAGACAAGUUCAGGAUGGAGAAGCAUUCAUGAAAGGCAUACAAGUACCAGAAAUGUAUGGAUAUAAUGAUGUAGAUGGUGUGUAUAAUGAAAUGGAUGGAAGCAGCUGCAACCCUCUUGACAUUGACUUCAGCAAGGAGGACUCUGACAUAUACGUGGGAAGGACAUUCAAAAACAAAGGGGAGUGCAAGUUGACGUUGGCUAUCUACGCAAUUGCGAAGGUGAGCACGUUUAAGCUCAGAAAUUGCAAACGCCGACUCACGGCGAAAUGCUACGAAAAAGAAUGCAACUGGAGAGUAGUGGCUGUUCAACUCGGUGAUUCUCCAACUUAUCUGGUUAAAAAGGCAAUUCUGAAUCAUGUAUGCGUAGCCGACGUUAGAGGGAAGUAUAAAAAACAUGGUACAGCCAAAGUGCUUGCAGCUCUAUUGCGUUCGAAAUAAGAGAGGCUCUACUCUGGGCCGCGUGCUAUGGAACUUCCGGAAAUGUUGCGAACGGAAUUCAACUAUACAUGCUCAUACUGGAAAGCUUGGAAAGCGAAAGAACUAGCGAUUGCAUUUGCGCAAGGAACAGAGGAGGAUUCAUACAAGAUGCUACCACAGUACUUCCAUGUACUCAAGCUAGCAAAUCCUGGAACAAUCACCGAUAUUAAAACCGAAAAAGACAAAGAAGGAAAAACAAGGUUUAAGUAUGCGUUCAUGUCCCUGAAAGCAUGCAUCGAUGGAUGGAAGUACCUGAGGAAGGUGCUAGUGGUGGACGGCACCCACAUGUUUGGAAAGUACAAAGGUGUUUUGCUAAGUGCCAGCGGACAAGAUGCUAACAGCCGCGUAUUCCCGAUUGCUUUCGCAGUAGUGGAAAGCGAGAACACCGAAUCUUGGACAUGGUUUUUCGAGAGGUUAUCCACUAUUGUAGAGGAUGGUUCUGAUUUAAGUAUAAUAUCAGACAGAUGCGCAGCAAUUUUCGCAGCGAAAGAUAAAUGGUACCCACGUGCACACCAUGGUAUUUGUCUCGUACACCUCCAGCGUAACGUUCAGGAUAAGUAUAAGGGGCUGCAACAGAAAGCAAUGGUAGGCAGAGCUGGGGAAGCGUUCAGAGUUUCAGAGUUUAAGGAGAUAAUGGAGCUUAUUAAACUGACGGAUUGGAGAUGCUGGGAUUAUUUGGAGAAGAUCGACAAGAAGCUAUGGACACGUUCACAUUUCGAAGGGGAGAGAUUUAACGUGAUGACUUCUAACGCUGCUGAAUCAUUGAAUAAUGCUCUUCUGUCCGCUCAUGAUAGUCCUAUAAUGGCAUUGUUCGAGUUUAUUCGCCGAAAGCUGUGUACAUGGUAUGUGAGCAGACGCAGCGAGAUCAGUAAGAUGAAGGGAAAUGUUCCAGAUAAUAUUCAAAAGAUACUGGUCGAACAGCUGGUGCUGUCAACGGGCCUUCUAGUUAUGCCAUGUUCGACUUGGUUAUUCGAAGUUACGCACAGGCCAACUAAUUUUGGUUCACGGUUGAUCUGGAUAAACGAACUUGCACUUGCCUCGAAUUCCAAAAGCUUGGUUUGCCAUGCCGACAUGCCAUUGCUGCUGCUUCUUACCGUAAUAUGCAGUACAGCAUGUUUGUUUGCAAACACCAUCUCAAAGAGACAUGGGCUGAAACAGUUAGGGGUAUCAUACUUCCGGUUCCGGAUCCAAAGGAUGUUGAAGUGCCAGCCGAAAUACUAACUGUUGAUCUUUAUCCACCAACGACCAAACGAACGAAGGGAAGACCAGGAAUCAAACGUAAAUUGUCCCCAGGAGAGAUACCGGUAAGACUGUUGUGUUGACUUUGAACAAUAUUUCAAUAACGUAUAGUAAAUUCUCCAAUUAUAGCAACUUUAUUGUUUACAUCAGGGGGGGGGAGCAAAAAGCAUAAGCCGAACAAGUGCUCAAAUUGUUUUAAGGAAGGUCACAAGAAGACCACUUGCAAGGAAGUUAAGCCCUGAAUAGAGGAUGUAGAAAGUCUGUAUUUUGAUAAAAACGACCAACCUCAUUUUGGAAUGUAUUUUAUUGUAGAACACCGAUGAACCUGUGUUUGUUUGGAUAUGGUGUACGAAACUAGUGUUGAGGUGUACGGGCUUUUCGUACUAAAUAUAUUAUGGUUGUAGCACAUAUUUGUUUUACACCUAUAGUUGAUCAAUAGAUGCAUAACAUUAAUAACAAAAGUAGAUAUUAUAUCCGAAUAAAGUAACAACACAGAGGAAAAAAAAAGUACUUAGUGUACUAGCCGAAAACAGAACUUGGAGUAGCAUAGAGUUUGUCAAAAAACUGCAGACAGAAACCGAAGCUAUUACAUGUAAUUAUAGUUAUCAAUCAUCAGAAUGGAUACGACCUCUUCUCCCCCUACGUAGUGAAAGAUCCGCCUCGAGUCCGCUAACAUUUUGAGGCUGACCAAUUAGGGGUUCAUCACCUGGAAGAGCCAAAAUGUCCCUCUGAAGAUUGAGAGUCUGAUAGAUCAAGUUGGAGAGAAUAAUUUUCUUGUCGGCAUCAGACUGAUGAGACAUUUCGAUGAUCUGGUCAUAAGCCAAUCGACCAAAGUUUAUAUCGGCUUGUUUCUUACAAACGCGAAGAGAAAACGAAGACGCUUUUUUAGCAUUGCAUCUACAUGGAAUCCAGGUUGCCAGUUUAACUCACACAGUUUGUAGAGGCAAAGAUACUGUGGGAGGAGCUCUGUUAGGGAGAAUGGCUCCCAGUGAGUACAGCGACCACCGGUGAGGAACGUAAUUGCCUGCGACAGAUCAUCAUCCUCCCAUGUGUGAGGUUGUUCCACAAUUAGAGUCAUAAAUAGUUGAUUAAUCACAACGGGGUCGAAAUCGAAACGGCAUCCCCUGAUAUAAACGCCCGCGUCCGAACCGUAUAGGUUAGAGAUGCAUUCUCUAACCACCCUUGGAUAGAAAGGCCGCACAUGCAAUACAGUGUACAUCCACCCAACAUUUUCUACUAUUGAGCGAGCCUCAGCAAAUCCUGGAUCAUCUAACACUAACUUCCCUGGACUAAAAACCCUCGUAUGCAAAGUUGUUGAUACUUACGGAAGCUUACUUCAGUUAAAUGACGAUUAGACCAUGGGUUUGGCACCGGUGUGCCGGCGGUAAAGUACCCCGACUGGCUUGUAGCCGCGCUUCAAAUGUCAUAAAACGAGGUUCUUCCUCGGCCGGCUCAGGUGAGGAACUUGAGCGGUCAUCUGAACUUGUGGUGUUGUAUUCACGACUGCGGAGAUGGGUGGAGGCAGAUGACGAAGUCGACAUUUUUAGGGUUUCAAUUUUUUUUUCUGAAAUUGGAUCUAGAAGAUGAGUACGAAGGAGAAACAAAUACAGUUUCCGAGAGCAGAUAGUGUAUUUCAAACAGAGCAACCGUCAAGUCGGUCUGUCUUCCUCAUUAAUGAAAAAGGUUGAUGAAGGGACCACCAACGCAACGAAAACAUAAUCUUUGGGCCAUACGUGUUUAAAUCCCAAAUUAAGUUAGGCCCAAAACUAAAUCCAGCAACCGGGGUUGAUUUAAGCACCGUUGUACAAUGAUAAAUUGAAAGCAAGAUUUUUAGCGUAUAUAAUGAUUAAAUGUAUUUUCAUUGGAAAUAUGCCGUUGUAACUAAAUUGUAAAAGUCAAUAUAGCCGUUGUUAGUCAUUUUAAACGAAUAUAGCCGUUGUAUAUGGGUUGGAAAAGAUUAUAACGGUUAGAAUUAAUUCCUAUUUAAGGAGCUGUGCCUCCCUCGCACUCUACUCGCAACACAUUGAAAUUUUUUUAAAAUCCACCAACUAAGUGACCGAUUGGUAAAUGACGGAUAUGGCGGAUCCUUACUAUGUGGAGAUGAAGCAGCACAAACGGGAUGCUGACUGGCUCUUUGCUUGCAUGUAUGCCAACUACUGCAUUCCUAAGAAAUGUACGUGCGGUGGUGCUAUAACGGUCGAAACUGACGAGAGAGGUAGAAACUACUAUGUAUGCAAGGUUUUUGAGGUUAGAAUGGUUGUUACGCUAAUCAAUAGUUCAAAUUUUUUUUAACUUCCGUCAAUUACAUAAAUAUUAUUUUCCUUCUAGGAUGAUGGUUUGCACAUCCGACAUAUCUGCCUUGACGCAAUCGAGGAAGAGUUUGAUGUGUAAAUUUCGCGAGGAGGUCUCGCUCCACCGUAAGCUGCAAUUUGAAGUUGAGGAAAUGCGUAAGGAUAUCCAAGAGCUUAAGAAUUUACUGAUGAGGGGUCGCUGAUCGAAUCUUAUCUUCAAUUUAAAAUUUGUGCCGUGUUUGAUGUAAUGUUAUUUAAUAUCUUUUGUAAUGUAUGUGGGGUCGUUUAUCGGAACAAUUGUGUCAUUUAUGGUGGGUCUUUUUUGAAUAAUAGCUUCAGUUGUAUAACACGAAACGGUGCCUAACUAUGUUUAACUUAUUUCCCACAAACAUAUAAAUAUAACGAAUGGUUCGGUUGUUUAUGAACACACAACCUUAAAAUGAAGCAAGGAGAUUCUACAGUUAGAGAAUACAAUACAUUGUUCCUAAAAUCUGGACUCCUUGAAAUACACCAACAGGAGACCUUGGUAAGGAUGUAUCGAGAUGGUUUAUGCGAGGAGAUACGGGCAGAGCUUGGGUUUCACGUGUUCUCAACCAUUGACGACAUAAUGCAGGCAGCUUUAGAUGUUGAAGAGGGUGAUGAAUCUGAUGAAUCAGGGAACCGGUCGAAGGAGAAAUCCCGAAGCGGAGAAUGUGAGACGUCGGGUGAUACCGAUGGCUCUACAACCGAAUCUGACGAAUCGGGGAACCGGCCGAAAAAGAAAGCCCAAACCGGAGAAGAUUUCCUUCAGAACUUAGACGGAGAGGAAGAAGAUCCCGGCCAGGCGGAUGACAAUGAUGCUUUUUACGACAAUGACGGGUCUGUUCCGCAGGGGGUCGGAGAGAGCGAUGAGAAAUCCGAUAGUAAGGUUGAUCUUGAAGACUAUAAGGAGUACCUUGAGGAACAUCACAUGAGCGAGUCCGAGUCAAGUCGAGAACCCAAGUGACCAGAAAUAUGGCAAUAGAUUUAUAUGUAUUAGAUUUAUAUCAACUUAAUUUAUGUAUUAGAUUUAUAUGUGUGCUACAAUAUAUUCUACACUUUAACAACAAAAAAAUGUACACCUUUGAUAAUAUUAACUAAAUUUAUGUAUUACAUAUUACCGAGAUGGGUAUACCUGCAUAGAUUUUAAAAGCAAUCAUAAUUAACUAUAGAUUUUAAAAGCAAUCAUAAUUAACCAUAUUACCGAGAUGGGUAUACCUGCAUAGAUUUCAAUCAUAAACCCGUACACCUGCCGCUUAUAUCCUUACAUACCGUACCUCUAUCUAAAUUAACCAUAUACUGAAAUAAAUAUAAUAUAUAAACACAAAUAAAUAGUGUCUGCAAUUUAGCUACACAAUGAAUUGUACACCGUUUAGAAUAAGUUGUACAUUUUAAUUAUUUAAAGAAUGUUGUAUACAUGGAUAGACUUUAAUACAAAAGUCAAUCGGAAACACAGUUUUAGUCCACAAUAAUGUAUCUGUACUCUUUCUGUUGUAAGACCGACGCAUCAUUCGGCCCAAUGUAACUGGUAUUGAAGAAUGAAAGUUGGUGUAAACAAUUGUUAUACCCGUUAAACGGUUAAUUGUCCUCAUACCCGUUAGACGGUUAAGUAUUUUUAUCUUGCAUCAUUUCGUUUCAUCCCUAUGAUACUCCUUCGCUAGUCACAUCAUUUCAUCUCUGUUUGUUAUGUAAACCUCGAUUAUAAAUAGGGUUGACCCUAUUCGAUUUUUGGAAGCGGUGACACAUUCUAGUCGGAAUGAUAAACAGAAAUCUCCUAAAAAUAGAACAAUUCCCUAUACUCAGCCUCCCGACAGAGGUCCAGGGGUUAGUCGUUAAACGGGUGGCACAUAACUCCUUCGAAGAUCUUUUCAGACUCCGCGCUACUUGCAAGGCUAUGCGUUCGUUGGCAGACGAUGAAGACGUUUAUGCUUCGUUCGAUUUGUUUAAAUACCCGUGGAGGCUCCGCGGGUUUAGGCUCCGUUACCUAUUGAGAAGAUGCUAUGCCCAGGGAAACCCAAGUACACUUUACAUCAAGGGCGUUGAGUAUUUUUAAAGGUGAAAUAUGUACGUUGAGGGUCUUGAUUUGAUGAAGAGAGCAGCCGAUGCUGGAUUCGAGCGAGCCUCGUAUACCUACGCCAUGACAAGAAAAUUAUGGGAUGAUGAUGGCGAUCACUUCGGGGGAUUUUCAAGAGACUACGUCGCUAAGAUCGGACUACUGGUAAGAUCCUCGGCUGGAUUGUGGAAUUGAGACCAUAACGACUACUUCCACAUAAGGAGGCACGUCUUUAUAUCAACAGUCGCACCGAUAUUUUUCAGCUGUCCUUGUUCUCCUCUAUUGGACGGACAUUGGGCAUUAUGGGACAUCGACAAUAGGAAGGCUGAAGACAUGUGUAACCGGUGCUUCUGGAUAAAAGAGGUUGGUCUUUUUCUACGUGACUUCAAGGCAUCCACCGGUCAUCCAAACUUUAAAACGUGGCGUUAAGACUUGUUGGAUGGUGGUAAUCUUCGUGCACACUACUUUAUCCUACGUACACCGUUGUUAAAUUGUUGCACACCAACUAAUAUUUCUAAUCUUUCGAAGAGAAUACUAUUAUGUCAAUUGAAACGUAGGAUACUAUUAUGUCAAUUGAAACGUUGGAUACUAAUACGUCAAUAAAAAAUCUUGCACACCAUAUAUAAAAGUUGCACACCAUAUGUCAGCCGGAAUAGAUAAUACAAAAUAAAUGCAACAAGAUAUUAUAUUAAAGUUUUUCAAUAAUUUCCUUGAGUAAUGCAAUCUCCUCAGCGUUUUUCUUCAAGACUUUCUCCAUCUCGUGGAUCUGAUAACCAAGGUGUGCAAUCUCACCGUCGUUUUUUGGGCAUCUUGGUCAAUUCGAUCGAUCCGAUAUUCAACACGACCUAAGCUACGUAUCCUGGAUUCGUGGUCGUCAACUGUUUUCUUCAAACGUCGGGUUUCGUCUUCGAUUGCGGCGGUCCAUUCUUGCUGCAACCCGUCAUUCUACAAAUAGGAUUACAACUUACCUUUAAAUAUUUGGAAGCAAAGCCAACAAUUACAUAAAAGAUUACAACUCACCUUGAAAUCUUUGCAUACAAAGUAUUUCUUCGGAAUGGCUGCCGCUUCUGUAGUGAUCUGAAUGAUAAUUGCGCUUCCGCAAGGACAACGAUCCGGGACUCCAAAGUUGGAGUCGUUCACAGAGUAAAGCAUGUCCACAUACGAGGCACCAUCCGAGCUGCUGGAAGUCGACAUCGAGGGAAUUUUGCUGGUAAAGGAGAAAGGGAGAUGUUAUUAGGUCGAUGUUGGAGAAAGGAGAAAGGGAGAUGUUAUUAGGUCGAAGUUGGAGAAAGUGCUCGUCACUGUGCAUCUUAUUUCAAAAUUUAAAUUAAAGUAAAUUGAAAUAUCGGUCCGGGUUGCCAAAAAAUCCGGCCCAUUCGAAACCCAAAACCCGACCCAUUUACAUUUCUUCCCAAAAUUCUUUUCUCCAAUUCGAUUUCAGUCCUUUUUUGGUGUUCAUUAAUUUUCUCCAACUGGGAAGAGAUAUGGAAUUCGGUGGCAGAUCGAGCUAUAAGGGAAAAGGAAAGGGAAAGGGAAAGGGUAAUGAAACCGAUGCGCGUUGUUUCUGUGCGUUGCCGGCGAAGAAAUGUAAAUCUUGGACAGACAAAAAUCCUGGUCGAAGGUUCUACGGGUGUGAACGCUGGAAGGUAGAAUAGUAGUAUUGUGUUGUUAUUUAUGGAAAGGAUUUUCAUUUCGUUUAUCUUGUAGACUCCACUUGAUUGUGGGUGUUUCCAAUGGAUCGAUGAGAAAGAACCUUUCAGAUGGCAAAAGCAAGCUCUGAUUGAAGCUAGAGACAAAAUUUCAGAAAAAAGGCGGACUAUCAUGGAAUUGAAGAAGACCAUCUCGCACCUCCAGAGUGAUUUGGGCAAAAAUGCAGAAAUAGAAGAAGACAUCAUUAACGGGUUUCUAAAUAUGUGAAGAGAUGUUUAAUUUGUCCUGCAAGCUUGUAUUUUGGUAUCUCAACAUCUGCUGUAAACGUGUUGCACUUUUGUAAUGUUGGUUACGAAGACAACUAAUGUGUUAUAACCUAUGAAUUAGUUAUUUAAAUUUGCAAAGGUAUUGUUCUAACAGAAAUUAUAUGUAGUAUUGGGAUCGAGGAACUACAUUUGGGAGGAAAUGGCAGAUGUUAAAACAUAAAUGACAUAGGAGAAAUGUUGACGCAAAUCCAAAAUAGCCUGCAGUUUUUGCAAACACCUUCUAAGUUGUCUGCGUAAUCAUGGCCAUACACGCACCUGGGUGUCUUGAUUAAGCCAUCAUCCGGGAACUUGAAAGAUUCCCCAUAUUUGUUGCAGUUCAGGUCUUCCGCUCCAAAGGCUUUCAAUUGGUUCUCUAUGGAUUCUCCCAUUUCAGAAGUUUCAUCCGAUCGAAGGUCAUGGUGAUAUGCUGCGAACAGCUGAAACACUUUGCUCGCUUCCUUGUCGUUGCCAAGACAAACAUUGAAUAUGGCGACAGCUAGGGUUGACAAUCCAUGCAUUGGGACAUUUGGUUCCAAUAUUGUAAUACUCUCCUCAAGUCCUAUGCUCUGUGCUGUAAGGAGACCUUCAUAGUAGAUUGCCUUUUUGUUGCCAGCACUGACACACUUGAGAUGAAACUCCCGGAACUGACAACCUUGGCGUAUUUGACAUGUGUCGAACCUGUCCUCCAUUUCACUAACAUCGCACUCCUUCAAGACUGAGGGCUCGUGUGCGAGGGCGUAACCGCGUUUUCCAGCCCGCAGAAAAGGGCCAAGAUUGUAAAAUGAUUCCUCUCCGACAAGCUUAAUGAUUUUGCACACAAUUUCGUGGGGAAGAUUUGGGAGUACGUGAGCUUCCAUACUAUUGGGGUCACUUGUUGGAGUUUUUUUGUGGUCUGUUUUAUGGUAGGUAUGAGAGGGAUUAUAGAAAUUUAAUAGACAUGUUUGUAGAGAAAACGUGUGAGGUUAAUACCAGAAUUUAUUGUCCCACCCACAUUUGAAACCUAACACUGUCAAAUCAUGUUUUAAAACGGCCAUAAUGUACUUGUAAACAAUUAAAAAAUCCAUUAUUUCGUUUGUCUCGGUAUAGGGUCAAUGCGUCUCCUCGCUAUAAUGACUUAUACGGGCGUGACCAUCGUAAAUAGACAACCCUUCGUUUGCCUCCGUCCACUCACUAUAAUUACUGAAUUUUGGACAUCAUUUGCACAACGCUGAAAACACAAUCUUGCUAUAAUGGCAGAGACCACUUUUCUAGAUCUCCCUUCAGAUAUCCAACAAUUGAUUGUCUCCUGCGUCGCAAAAAAAUUCCUUUCAAGAUCUGUAUAGACUCAGAUCUACUUGUAAGUCAAUGCGUGCGCUGGCAGACACGCCUGACGUCUAUUCUUCGUUUGAUCUGUAUAAAUACCCUUGGUGGACAGGCUUGCGUGAUACGUUGUUGAGAAGAUGCUACGAUGUCGGAAACCCAAGUACUCUUUACAUCAAGGGUGUUGAGUAUUUCUACGCCCUACAACGCCACGAAGAAGGUCUUGCUUUGAUAAAGAGAGCAGCGGAUGCUGGAUACGAACGAGCGUUGUAUACCUAUGCAAUGACUCGCAAACUCUACUGGGAGGAUGAGGAAUGCUUCGCUAGUUUUACGAGAGAAGCAGUUGGUACAAUUGGAUGGCUUGUUAGAAUGGAUGAUGUUCCGUGGGUGCCGGUCGUUAACGAGGGGUUCUUAACAAAGAAGUUCGUGUUCAUGUCAACAGAUCGACCCUUGUUUUAUAAUUACCCAUGUGCACCUACGUUGGAUUUCGAUUGGGAUCUCUGGCAGAUGGACUUAAGCAAGACUAAAGACAUGUGUAACCGAUGCUUCUGGAUCAAAGAAGUUGGUCUUUUCCUCCGGGAUUUUCGUUGCGCCAUGAGUUUUCCGGCCUUCGACACUUGACAGUAAUUAUUAUUUGUUGUAAUGCAUUACCACAUUAAGCAUUGUUCUAAUUCCGUUGUCGAGAAUAACAUUUGCUGUCAUUUUGGAAAGUGACGUAUACCUUCAAAGCUAAGGAGACAAACUCCAACAUCGGUCUAUCAUUUCUUUACUUAUACAAUUAUCAUUAAAAGAUAAGACUCGAUGUACAAUAUUACAACAACGGUGUACAAGAUUUAAAAACCAAACAAUGCGUUUUACAUAAUAUAAUACAAAAAACGUUACAAGGUCUAAGAAAGUCAAUACAUAUGGUUGGUGUGAAAUGUAAGACUUGGUGUGCAUCAUUACGACAAUGGUGUACGAUGUUUAAAGACCAAACAAAACGUUUCAUUUUAUAUUGUACACUAAACGUUACAAGGUCUACCACCGACAAUACAUGUAGUUCAUUUUGUUCAAUGAUGUGACUUUAUAUAAUACAAUCAAACAUCACGAAAAAUUCUAAUUAUAACACAAUAACAUUCGCAAUCAUUUUGUUCAAUGAUGUAUACCUUCGAAAGUAAGAAGACAAAAUCUAAUACUGGUCUAUACAGUCUUUACAUAAACCAUUACCAUGAACAGCUAUGACUUGGUGUGCAACAUUACAACAACGGUUUACGAGGUUUAAAAACCAAACAAAACGUUUCACGUAGUUACAACAACAUUACAACAACGGUGUACGAGGUUACAAGGUCUACCAAAGUCAAUACAUGUAGUUGGUGUGCAGCGUUUUAACUCAGGUGUACAUAUCUACAAAUACCAAAGUCAAUACCGUCAAACUUUUUGUUUCUCGAGGAUCAUAAACGCAUAAACACACAAACACACCAUAAAUAUACCAUUAAGUUCCAUUCGGUUCACACAAACAUAAGUACCAUUGGGUUCGAACAGCAUUCUGACAAAGAAAACAACUUCAAGUUUACUCAUUGUUUACUUUAGCAUCGCCCACGAAUUCUUCAUAGCAGUCCAUUGCAUACUGCUCUCGAAAUCUGUCAACUUCUUUGUCGGUAAUCCGACUCAUUUCCUCCGUUAAGCCGGCAGCAUGCAUCUCUAUGAACUUGGCAGCACAUGGCCUACAGUCGCCACCCCUUUUGUUGUGAUAAAUACCUUCUGCCGGCUCCAAGAGUAAAUUCGAAGACCUUCCUUCACCUUAUAGCAUUUAUGCCCCGCAUAUUUUUCUAAUAUAUAAGGCAACGACUGUAAAACCGAACACAUAUGUCCUUCCGCAACCUCGAUCUCAGUAUGAGGAACAUAGGAAUCAAAUACCGUCACAUGACCUUCAUUCAGUUUAAUGCAAAGACCAACCCAGUGAUCUCCACCCCAAUUCAUCGGGGUGUACACGGUGUCGACAUCGCGGCCAAGUCCCAACUUCAUUUUCUGCCCCUUGCUCUUUCCUAUCACGUACUGUGCUACGUUUUUCCCCCAUUCGAACUGCAGCUUAUCAUUGUCUGCGCUAAAGGCACUCCAGAUUGACUGAAUGGUUUUUAUAAAGUACUGAUCCAAGAUCACCAUCCUCUCCUUCAGUAGAUAAAUCCCGCGACGCCUCCACAACAUAUUCAUUAUCACAUGUAUGUGCUGUCCCAAAAAAAUAUGUAACAAAUAUUAGUUACAUAAGGUGACUGUCAAAGGUAUAAUGUGACGACGAUGCAGAGCUUAAUAGUACCUCGUCAGACAUCCAUUUCCCCGGUUCAGCAAUUUCAAGGAAGAAGCGAUUACACACAGAGUGACCGGUAGCGAUAUCCCACAUCCUGCAAAUUUCACCAACAAUCAGGAACUUAUGCGCGAGUGUAUGUAUAUAACCUAAAAAAGAGUUAGAAACUUACUGCACGGGAUUUUUCCUCAAAAUUUCGGCAAACUUCUUAAACUGUGCUCGAUUCGUUUUGGCAAUGGGCUUAUACUCAACCUUCUCCUCGCUCUUAAACAACUUUUUCACCCUUGGGUCAGGGGUGUACACUCCAUAAAUCUUGCUGGAUCUCAUGCGAUGCCGUUUACCACCACUGCCCACAUCUUCAGAGUCCGCAUCCGUUUCAGCACACAGAUCACGUCGGUUCUCUUGUAUCUGGCUAUCAGUGGACAUGUCGUCUUUACAACUGUCAUAUCUCUCUUCGUCCUCCGUUCCCUGUAAUUCAGCGUUGAUCUCUUUAACACUUGCCUCAACACCCGCCUUGGGAGGAGCAACUUUUCCAACCGCCUCCACAGGCUUUGGAAACUCCAUAUUUGAUGUUUCAACGGAGUCAACAGAUUGGGGCUGUUUGUCUGGCGUCCUCGCUUCUUCACCACCGUCAGGAUCCUCCUCAACGAACUCACCACCGUUGUCGGCACCCGUUUUCUAGAUGGAGUCAGUAACCUAUGUCAACAGGUGUACACCAAAAAUAAAAUGUGGAUGUGUACACCAAUAAUAAAAUGCACAUCACCUGCGCAAAGUCAAUCCCGGCCGGUGGUGUCAUGCGGGCAGCCACCGACUCGUUUUCUUUUGGCUGUGCACCCUCCCCACCCCUCGGUGCCCUUAUUUCCUGAAAUUUCAAAUCAGUUAAUUACGCUCUCUGAGAAUUGUCGAACAACAACAGACCUAAACCAUUGCCUAAGAUAUAACUACCUCGCCCGUCCCCGGGAUUUCAGAGUUGAUCUCCUUAACAAGUGCCUCAACAAACCUCAUAGGAGCAGAGACUUGUUCAAGCCUCUCUCCAUCAUUCUGAUUUGAUGUUUGACCGGACUCAUAGCCCACCGGUGGAGCACCUCCCCAUUUUUGAAGGCCCUCCCCACCUUUUGGAGCACUUCUUUCCUGCAUCAAAUCCGUUAAUAACGCACUUCAAGUAAUGUACAACAAUAACAGACCAAACUUAAUGUGACAGAUAUAACUACUGUCUAUGAUAUAAUCAGUAGCGGACACGUUUCAAUUCCGGUGGAUGCAACCUUAGAUUUCGAGGAGGGGUUUCCAUCCCAUGAAGGAUGAAAGGAGCUUACACUACCAACCGAACUGUAACAGUUCGGCUUUGUUUUCUCCCAUGCGACUAGGGAGCUUUGCUCAUACCGGUACGUUGGGUUUCUUUUCUGCCAUGCCCCCGGGGAGGUUACCACAUGCUGGAAGGUAGAAGGAAUCCGCAAAUAUUCACAACUAUUGUUAUUACCACUACUUAGCCAAACACUACACAACUAAUUAAGAUGCAAACGAACCUCUGCUGGUAACACAUAGGACUCAGGCUCAACAUCUAAUACAUCUCCAAACAGGACGAGGGCAUUCGAUUGUGUUUCUUGCUGCUGACCAUCCCCCCAGCGCUGGGUUAGAAGUCUAAGCAAUAACACAACAAUAAAACUAUCUAUCACAUUACCUGAUCGCCUUUGUUUCCGCCGGAUGGUGGAAAACGAGCAUUGUCAGACUCGUUUUCUUUUGCAUGAUCAUCAUCAUUCUGGUGACCACUAUCUCUCUCUGAUGAGGGUGGGUUGUUUCUUCUCACUUCCUGGAAAACGGCAAAGGUGUCAGGCCAGUAAAUGACCACGAAUUUGUAUAUUAUGCGAAAAAAUAACUUCGGCGUACAACCUUUGUCACCUCCUUUCCACCUCCAGAUCGACGCCGAGGCAACAUUUUUUUCACAACAAGCCGAGUGCCAACCGUUUUCCUUUUUUUCCCCUUCCUGUUUUUCCCCUCGGUUUCACUCACAAUACUAUCAUCAGGAGACGGAGUGCGACGCACCUGCGGAUCAUCGAUCGCUUUCCUCUUCCUAGCGUUGCGUUUGCUCCCCUCGGGCAGACCAAAACUCUUGCAAAUCAGUGUCCGCAACUCUUCAAUAUUGUUCUCCAUCCCCUCAAACCGCUGGGAUAUCCAAUGUUUUAAAUUUUCAUGCGUACACCUCUCUGAGCAUUGACGAUUCCCUUCUCCGCUGUUUCCAGAAGAAGAAAUCUCUUGAACUUCAAUGGGCACUGCAUUACGCGGUCGCAAAUUUCUCUGGUGUAUGGGAGUGGGACAAGCUCCCUCCUCCUGCGCAGCGUCUGGAAAAUCCUCAGGUUUGAAUGUUUCCCCACAAAGCAACUUCUGCACCAAAGAAGUUACUUGCCUAUCUUCAUUCUGGUCCAGCAACAUCAGCCGUUCCUCAUCAGGAAUCACGGUGAAGUGGACAGAGAGCUGUAGACAUGCAAAAAGCAAUGGAAGACACGUUAACACCAAAAGCCGUAACCGUUUUACUUCACUGUAUUUGCAUCCGCUGUAUUUAAAACAAAGGGAAAACAAACUUACGUCUGGGUCUUCUUCGACAGCGACUAUUUCGUUGACUAUGAGAAUAGUCGACGGCGAAGAGCAAGCUCCGGGGGAAUCAAUGAAAGUUGCGGUGUUCCCUGCGUCGGGAAUUUUCUCCAAUAGCAGAGGCACAACAUCAAAUAAGAACAACUGCAGAGCAAGUGGAAACCCAUAGCAAACUGUUGUCUUUUGCGAUAGCCGAUCACGCAUCACUUGCAGUGAGUUCGAACGUGGUGCGACAACAAGGGGAGGCAGGAAACGCGGCACGGUCGUCAAGAACGACUCUCGACCCCACGGAUACGCCAAAAAGCUCUCAACGUCUGACAGCAUCUCAACGUACCUGGGCGUUAGUUUAAGAUCUUUGCUACUGGGGCAGAGAACACCAUCAACCAACGCGAUCAGAGCCAAAGGGAGCCGUUUCUCCACAGCUAGAUAUUUAUUUCCCAACAUGCACAGUACACUCAGGACUGUUAUCUUACCGACAGCCGUAUUAAAGAGCUUGUUCCACAUCGUCGGAGGAACAGAUUCAGAUGCUUCCGAAUCCUGAACAUCGAAAGCUCCGCAGUUCAAACCUACAACAUCUCGGAAUUCAUCCAGCGAGAAACGGAGUGGAUGGGGCCCGAAGGUGAACCAGAACUCGUGUCUGCGAGCAGUAACUAGCUGUCGGCUGAGGAGGCAGCCGAUGAGCUUCGUAGAGUUCUGGCAGCGUACAAUGGGAAGCUCAAACAGCCCCCAAAACUGGGAAGCCAUCAAAGUGUCCAUCGCAUCAGUCCCCUUUAGAGCAGCAGCAACAGAACCGAUGACGUGUGAUUUUGAGUAGAUGUUUACUCGCAACUUUGUCGGGUAUGCACCAUAUGCGAACAGUCUCCGGGGCAACACAGAUGAGGGCACCCCAUCAGAGAAUUGUCCCCCUGAGGAAUCACCACCAUCGGGGCCGUCCUCAGAUCCAGAAUCUACAAAUCGAACAAAAAUCGAUAACUCAAAUAAAUGGCUUCAAACACAAAACGGUGUCGACUAAUCAAGAGACAAUAGCUUUUCACAGCGAGGACCUAAAACCAUUACUAAAGAAUCUCUCCGAUGACAUGCAAAGACGGAAUCCACAUGAACGAAGGUGGACGAAACACAUACCCGGAUAGCGCUGCUGUUUCGCAGGAGGGCACUCCGGGAGCUCCUCGCCAGCUGAUCUGCUCCGACGACGAACGGUUGUCUCACUUUGCUUGGACUUCGUCAUCACUGCAGGCGUCGUCUGGGGUCUAAUUAUCGCCGGGGAAGAUUCUCCAACGGCUGCGACAGGCUAGGGAAUACAGGUGGAUCUAGGUCGAAAGUCGAACAGUCCUCUCAGUUUUUCAUAGUAAAAGAAUUUACCAGAAGGCCGUUUACCGCCCAGUGUAGGUAAGACGACGAAGUAAAUGAUUUCCCGAAAAACUCGACGAAAAUCUCACGUGCGAGAGGGGAGUGGCACUUCCGAUAUUCGACAGCUGGAGAAAGGAUCGUUUUGUCUUUUGCUUUCAAGUUGCAAUGGGUCACAAAUACACGCGACCCAUUUGCCGAAUAAAAAAUUCGUGCGGCCCAAAGUCCGAAUUACAAACUUGAAAGUGACCCACUUUGCCAAUAAAUUCCUCUGUUAUUACAGUCCCAACUCUGUUUCGUGUCUGUCAUCGUGUCGUUAGACUUGAAAGCUUUUGUCUCUCUUUGUAAUGCUUGCCGGACACAUAUGUCUACAGUUUUGCCAUCAUGAAGAUCGAAUACACUAAAUCAUCGGAUGUAGGAUAAACUCAAACUCAAAACGCGCCACCUCUCCAGAAAAAUCAUCAAAUCUUCUCUGUUCAUGAUACAUAGCUUUUAAAAAAACGGUAUGAAGAGUAGACAUAAAAGACUUUUUUUGUGUGUUCGUUUUUUGAUACUUAAAAAUUAACGAUAUCAACCCGCAGAAAGAAUACAAUAGUUAUGAGUACAUAUUGUUUCAUCUACUAACUUCAAUUAUCAUGUUUUUCUUUACAUAGAGAGUAAUCCCAAACAUCUUCAUCCAGAAUCUGUUCCUUCUUAGUGAUUGGUGAUUUUGUUUCUUGAUACUUUAAAUUACCAUAAUAUCUCACUAAGCUAACUUCUGCGGCUUCUUGUCAGUUUGGACGCAUAGACUUCACAAAGGUAGGUAUUACUCUGUCCCAGUACCAGCUCCAACUUCUGAAUAAUGAUUGAAAUUCUCAACCACAUUCUGAAAGCAACACCAAUCCAAGUUUAUAAAUGAUACAUACUUACAUAGUCCUAUUUGAACUAUCAAAUUAUUCUCUCUUAUAGACACAAUUUGAAAAGCUCACUCUGAAUCCUCUGAUAGCAUGAACAACUGAAAUGGUUCCAUAUCUCAAUGAGUAUAACUGAUUUAAAAGAAGUUACAGCUGUUCAUAGGUUUACGCAAAACAAAGAAAAACCAGCGGAAUGUUUGUGGUAAUUUAAAGUUCUCAAAACAAAACAGAAAACUACACAAGUAAUGUGGUAAUCCAAAUAAUUUCUCUUUCCAGUAAGCUAGAGAAUAUUUUUAUACUCGUCUGUGAUGCAGUGAGAGUGGGAACAUUGAACCUAACCAAAUCACGGAACUCGUUUCAGUAUGUUUCCCCCAUACUUCUCAUCCAGCUUUCAAGGUUUUGGUCACCUUAACCGACCAUAACCUGUAAGAAACCAAAACACAUUGAACAUGUCGAUAAAAAACAUGUCUUUCACUUCUGAAAAUAAUAUCGAAACACAAGUAUCUGUUUGGGGCUUUAAAAAUGUGCCAAAACAGCAACUAAAGAAGAGGGUAAUAAUACGGAAUAGCGAUCACAUAUACUUGGGAUACAAUCAA